AUGGCAAGGCCUCUUCUUGUUUCUAAUCUUCACAAUUUUCUUCUAUAUUCAUCAUCCAUGUCCUACACAACAAUUCUCUUUCUUGUUCUUGCUAUUUUCUCUAUGUUUUCCAUCAUCACUUUUCUAUGUGGUACUAAGAGCAUGAAGAAUCUCUACGUGGAGGAAGAAGCAACGGCGGUAUCGGCGAGGAACGAAAACAAGUUGAUUUGUAAGCUGAAAAGGAAGAUUAAUAGGAGAAGAGUUUCAAUGAUGAAGAAGCUAUAUUGGAGAAAAAUAGAGGCUGAAGAAUUGGAGGAAGGAAAGCAAGAUGAUGAAGAAGAAGCUCUUUGGAAGAAGAAUAUAUUGAUGGGAGAAAAGUGUCGACCUAUAGAUGAAGAUAAUUAG
Messenger RNA from Lathyrus sativus (Indian pea), 384 nucleotides. Lineage: Eukaryota; Viridiplantae; Streptophyta; Magnoliopsida; Fabales; Fabaceae. The record is from the annotation of a GenBank genome assembly.